This is a messenger RNA of Epinephelus fuscoguttatus (brown-marbled grouper), 2127 nucleotides long. RefSeq lists its product as uncharacterized. The transcript is spliced from 3 exons. The coding region runs from base 331 to 1170 and encodes 279 amino acids. Lineage: Eukaryota; Metazoa; Chordata; Actinopteri; Perciformes; Serranidae. The record is from RefSeq and is a predicted model, not a curated record.
ACUUCAGCCUCAUUCACCGCUGAAGUGAUUUAAGCAAGGCAGAGAUACGGGUUUACAUAGCUCAUAUCUCUCCAUUUACAUUUUUAUCUCGCUUGACACAGAUAAGUGGAGGGUUGGUGUCUGUCAUUGUGAUGUGAGCCCGAGGCUGAAGUCCAGCUGUGAUUGGGCAGGAGAGUUUGUGUGAACGGACCUGCAGUCGACAGCCCUGUUUACAUUCUGGUGCUUUUCAUUCAUUAAGUGUACUAACACAGCAGGAGCGUGGGAGAAGAUCUGGGUACAGAGGACACCAUAUCUCUACUCUCUCGCCUCUUCACUGAAGGAAAGUGAAGGAUGAAGUGUGUGAGUCGCUGGCUGCCGGCAGUGGCCCUGCUGCUGCUCAGUGUGGCCGGAGUUGACAUGGAGCAUCUCCAAGCUGAGAACCUGGAUCUCCUUCCCCCAAAUGAGCACAACCUGGUCCUGAAUCGUGGAAUGAGAGUGCUGCCCAGAGACUGCCACGAAAUGCUGAUGACCUCUUCAGGCCAGGCCAGAGACGGGGUGUACCUGAUCCAACCAGGUGACUCCCCCAUCGUGGCCUACUGUGCCAUGCAAGAGGGAGGCUGGACUGUGGUGCAGCAUAUCACCGUCAAUAGCAGCGUGAAUUUCGAUCGCACCUGGGUCGAGUAUAAGCACGGCUUCGGGGCUGUAACUGGUGAUCACUGGCUCGGGAACGAAUACCUUCAUCAGCUCACCCGCGGCCCCGGGCGCUAUAAACUGGGAGUAAAACUAGUGGACCGAGAUGCCGUCACCAAGACGGGAGAGUAUGAUCCAUUCCUGGUGGAGGAUGAAUCAUCAGCGUACAGGCUGAGGCUGGGGUUGUUCCAGGGCACAGCUAUAGACGCUCUGACUCUGGACACAGAGAACUACCUGCAUGACAACCAGAGAUUCACCACUAAAGACAGAGACAAUGACAACUACUUCCAAAACUGUGCUAAACUGGAGUUUCAGGGGGUGCCGGGAGGAGGUUGGUGGUAUGACGCCUGUGCUGGUGCCAACCUCAACCGCAGAAAUGUCAUUUACUGGCAGAAGGACUGCAACAAGGAGCGACUUUGCAAGUAUGCAUGGAUGAUGGUGAGACCAUCAGACACAGUUAAACUGGUUCAAAGCAGAGACUGCAAGAAGGAUGAGCUGUAAGGACACGGGAUUUCUAAGACUCUACGAUGCUGGGUUUGGCAACUAAGGCCAAGAGGUUAGGGGGUUACAUCAGUAACCUCCUAAUAGCAAUUAAACUGGACAUUAAAUUCACCACAUUUUAUUCAGAAAUGCAUGAACAUGUUCACAAAAUACUGAAAAGAACAAAACAAAACAAAAAAAGAAUUACUAACUCUGAACACAGUAUAAAAACGCAGUACGGUUUAGCUCUAGCUUUGUUUCCAUCGAUCAACAGGUCAACACAUGAAGCAAAGCAUCUCGUCAGUCCCCAAAUUGCAAGUGCAGAUUUCUGCUUCAUCACAGUUACAAAAAAGUGUUUCAUGACAUUAUAGCUUAUGACAUAUGUAACAUUUUUUUUUUAUCUGCAUGUCAUCUCUCAUCCAGUGUUUACACAAAGGAACAUUUCACAAACAGCAUUUUAUUUGCCACAGCACAUUACAAGUUUGCCAGAAAUACAAUGAAGAUAUGACGACAUACUGAUUUAGCUACAGUAAUUCCAAGAAAACAAAUACUGUAUUUCAAUGCUCAAAGAAAGAGAAAAUAUCCUGAGGAUGAAGACUAAUAAACAGAUUAUAAGAAACAAAGUGUACUCUUAAAUCUUCCGCGCUGUUCCCAUUGUAAACACAGACAUUAUUUAGUUUGUCACGUAGGUUGAGUGAAAUAAGUCUUUUAGUUUGUAAGGGUUGUAGGGUAGGCCUGUUGUUUGGAGUUAUUAUGGAUUUUUGUAGUUUGUAGUAAUUGAUAGAAAUCUUUAUUUUCCAUGAACAUUUUGCAGGACAGAAAAUGCAGAUGUGAAAACAAAGCUGAAUUGAUAUUCACUUGUCUGACAAAUGCAGCCAAGUCGCCAAAGAAAAGUGUUGGCAUUGUAUGUUUCUGCAAACCACAAGUACGUUACAUUUGCUUAUUUCAGACGUAUCAUUUCAAAAGUAAUAUGUCUAA